UCCUCGUCAACUAAGUUUCUUCACUCUCCACUUCAUAAUAUCAACUUCAUUCUAAACAAUUAGAAAGAACAAAUUAUACAUGUCUCCACAAACAUAUAGAAUAUUAGUUAUUUAAGGAAGAUAUAUUAUUUAGAAUAUUAAAUAUACCGGGAAAGUAAUUAUAUGUGUGUGGGCGGGUACCCAUGGAGCGGGUUUACCUAAACCCAAACCCAACCUGACCCGGUGAAUAGUGUAGCGUGUUUAAACCCGAACCCGGCCCAAAACCCGUCAACACAGGUUUUACCCGGGUUGACCGGAUUGGGUCGGGUGGGUACCCGUGGGUUCGGGUUUUGUUGCCAUCCCUACCUCCAACUCCCCCAAACCCCUUUCAUCUACCACCGCACAAAACUUCAAUAUGCCAAAAAUCUCGAUCUCCAAAAGCUUCCUCUCCUCCUCCGCCGUAUUUGUUGCUGCCGCCAAAGCUGUCCUCCGCCUCCUCACACUCCUCCCUCAAGCCCCACCACAGAAACUAACCUUUAGAUCCAGAUGAUUCUCAGUCACUAAAUUCACCGCCGUCGUCGUUGAAGCAGAGAAGUAGAGGAAGAAGGCAGCAUCGAGCAAGGGGGAGAACGACCCUCAUCUUUGCUGACCCACUUUAUCAACUGGGAUCUGAUGAGGGAGAGAACGAGCGGAUUGCUCCAGUGACGACGGUGGAGGAGUCUUCAAUUUGAGUGGCAGAAUGAGAAGUGUGGCAGCCGGAAAGACAGGCGAGAGAAGCGAUUUCGUGAUUUACAGGAGGGAUUUGGAGAGAAUGUUACAGGUUAGGGAAACGAUUUAGUGAUUUGAGUGACCGUCUCUGUUUCUCUCCACCAUGGAUCUAGGUUUGGGGAGAAUGUUACGGCAGUGGCGAGGAGGGAUUUGCAUAUUUUUUUUUGUUUUUUUUUAAUGUAAUUAUAUAAGAAGUGGAAGGAAUGGAUAUUAAAAUCUCCAUUUGAAAUUUUUAUGUUUUUUCAUUUGAAAAUGUGAUGCGGCGAUUAUGUGGCAAUGGGGUCUACGUGGGCAUGACGUGGCAGCCACAUUAGAAUGACAUCCAUUUAACUGACGGAAUUAUUGACGCCGUCAAAUUAUUUAACGAAAAUGGCUAUAUUAGUAAAGCAAGUUUACAAAAUGUGACUAUAUUUGUGUAUUUCUCAGAAUCUAGUUAUAUUUGUUACAAAGUGCAAAGUUAUGGUUAUAGAAGUGUAUUUUGCCUGGUCCUGGGGCUGGUCAGGUUUAGGAAAUAGGAUGGACUGUUAGUGGAUUUGGGCUGGGUUUUAGAUUUGGGCUAAUGAAUUUAAUAAUUCUAAUAUGGAAUCAAAGUCAAACUUUUGCAUGUUUGAAAGUCUCAUUUUCUCCUUGAAAAGACAAUAUUAUACUUUUUUCUUAUUACCAAUAUAAUACUUUUUCGAUGAGGUCGUUUGAUUGGAUUUGCUUGAAAAAUGCAUGUUGUUUACCUUGAUUGCAAAGCCAUGUCGAUUUGUUCAAUGAGCUGCUCAUCAAGUUCUUAGUUUCUACAUACAAAAAUGUCCCAUCCCAUCAAUUGCCGACAUGCAAGCCAGCCAGCAACAUUAUCUCUUAAAAUUUUGCAGUUUCUUUUAUUAAUUCCAGUGCCUUAGAUCACUGCACUCCUCUUGCUCUAUGUCAGUCUCCUAACCUGUAAACCAAUCAUCUACCUCCUCUCUUCCACAAAAAAAUGGAGAUCUCAGCAGAAUACUACUACUUCGCCAUCGCCCUCUGCUUGAGCUUCCUCGCCUACAGAUUCCUCGGCCGCUGGAUCAAACACGAUUCUCCCCUGCCUCCAUCUCCCACAGCUAUCCCAUUAAUCGGACAUCUCCACCUGGUCAAACCCCCGCUCCAUCUCUCCCUCCAAAACCUCCUGUCCCACUACGGCCCAAUCCUCUCCCUCAAAUUGGGCCGCCGCCGGGCCCUCGUCCUCUCCUCCCCUUCCGCCGUCGAGGAAUGCUUCACCAGAAACGACGCCGUCUUCGCCAACCGCCCCAAAACCAUGGCCGGCGACCACUUCACCUACAACUACAGAGCCUACGUCUGGGCUCCGUACGGCGACCUCUGGCGGGCCCUCCGCCGCCUCACCGUCGCCGAGAUCUUUUCCCCGAAGACCCUCCUCAGAUCCGCCGCCGUUCGCGAGGAAGAGGUCCGAGCCCUGCUCCGCCGGCUGGGUAGAUCCGAAAUCUCCGGCGCCGGGGCGGCACCGGUGGAUCUGAAGUUUCUGCUGUCCCUUCUGACGAUUAACGUCAUGAUGAGGCUGGCCGUCGGGCGGCGGUGCGCGGAGGAGGAAGAGGCCGGGACGGAGGAGGAGAGGGGGAAAUUUCAGGAGUUUAAGGAGAAGUUCUUCCCCAGCUUGGGGAUGAACAUUUGUGAUUUCAUUCCGAUUUUGAGGGCGAUUGGGUUCAAAGGGAUCGAGAAGAAGAUGGUGAAAUUGAGGAAAGAGAGAGACGAAUACUUCCGGCGCGUGGUGGAUGGAGUUGUGGAAAGGCGGCAUCGUCGUCGGGGAGAAGGUGAUUCGGGAACUGGGAGCGACGGAGAAGGGGUGAGAUCGGUGGCGGAGAUAAUCUUGUCUUUGAGAGAGUUCGAUCCGGAGUUUUACUCCGACGACGUGGUCAAUGGUUCUAUUGCGAUGAUGUUUGUUGCGGGAACAGAGACCACAUCGAUCACUCUGGAAUGGGCAAUGACGCUUCUCCUGGAUCACCCACGGGUUAUGCAAAAGCUGAAGGCGGAGAUAGACAACAACAUCGGCCACGAGCAGCUGCUAAACGAGCGCGACACCGCCAAGCUUCCUUAUCUGAAAUGCGUGAUAAACGAGACUCUGAGACUGUACCCUCCGGCUCCGCUGCUCUUACCUCACUGCUCUUCCGAAAACUGCACCGUGGAAGGGUACCAAGUUCCGAAGGACACGACGCUGAUGGUCAAUGUCUGGGCGAUGCACAGGGAUCCGAAGCUGUGGGACGAAGCCGAUGAGUUCGUGCCGGAGAGAUUCGAAGUGGUGGAUUCGAAGGACGCCACCGCAGCCGGCGGUGAAGGAUGCAAGUACGCUCCGUUUGGAAUGGGGAGGCGAGCUUGUCCUGGUGCUGGGAUGGGGAUGAAUUUGGUGUCUCUGGCUUUAGGAUCGUUGAUUCAGUGUUUUGAAUGGGAAAAGGUUGGGCAAGAUGUGGAGGACAUGACUGCUAAAAUUGGGAUGGCGUUGUCGAAAAGUAAGCCUCUAGAGGCUAAGUGUAGUCCCCGGCGUGAUAUAGGUGAACUUUUAUCCCAUGCUUAGCACAUUGUAGUAACACAUAUUUGAGAUUUAUAUAAAAAGGCAGGGUUAUCUCGCACGUUCUGUAUUUUACGGUUAUUUAAAACGAUGUUACAUGCAUUCAGCUAUUAUGAACUAUAGAGAGACUAAUUUAAUAGUGUAAGGAUGUGCUAGUCCUUAGAGGAUCCACAUUAUAAUUACAUUUGGAAUUACAUUAUGAUAUGAAAUUCAUUUGCAAUUUUGCAUUGAUGUAGAUGAUAAUUGUAUCUUUGCAAGCUUGCAUCAGAUGAAAUUAUGGAAUGCAAGGUACAUCAUAUUUAUUAAUUAUUAAAUUAUUCAUUAAUUU
Molecule: messenger RNA, 3614 nt
Organism: Linum trigynum
Lineage: Eukaryota; Viridiplantae; Streptophyta; Magnoliopsida; Malpighiales; Linaceae
Source: the annotation of a GenBank genome assembly